AUGAUAGCUUUCUCUGUCAGCCUUUCCAGAGAGGAAAGCCGCAGCAAGCUGAUGGAAGCAGCUGAGGACUGGGACAUGGAGGAGGUCAUCGCGCUGGUGGCGGCAGGGGCGGAUGUGGGGGCGAGAGGAGAGUGCGAGACUACUGCUCUGCACUGGGCAGCGGAGAGUGGGCACUUGGAAGCGGUGAAGCGCCUGCUGGGGGCUGGGGCAGAGGUGGACGCCAGAGACAACAGACAAGUCACACCUCUGCACUUGGCUGCAUAUGAGGGCCACACACCUGUGGUGCGACUGCUGCUUGGGGCAUCAGCUGACCCCAACGCUAGAGAUGCUCUAGGGAGGACGCCACUGCACGAUGCAGCAAGAGAGGGCCAUUUAGAUGUGGCGACUGCACUGCUUGAGGCAGGGGCGAACAGUGGGGUCAGGGAUCCAAAGGAAGACAAGCCCCCUGGUUAUCGUCAGAGAGCAAAAUAA
Molecule: messenger RNA, 471 nt
Organism: Schistocerca piceifrons (Central American locust)
Lineage: Eukaryota; Metazoa; Arthropoda; Insecta; Orthoptera; Acrididae
Product: ankyrin repeat domain-containing protein 1-like
Exons: 2
Coding region: 1-471 (156 amino acids)
Molecular function (GO): protein binding
Source: RefSeq, a predicted model, not a curated record